Molecule: messenger RNA, 1630 nt
Organism: Medicago truncatula (barrel medic)
Lineage: Eukaryota; Viridiplantae; Streptophyta; Magnoliopsida; Fabales; Fabaceae
Product: F-box/FBD/LRR-repeat protein At1g13570
Exons: 5
Coding region: 182-1504 (440 amino acids)
Molecular function (GO): protein binding
Source: RefSeq, a predicted model, not a curated record
UCUCUCUCAAAAAACAAAAAAAAAAUAAUGUUUAAGCCAUAGACUCGUAGAGUUGUUCCACUUCCAUUCACAAGAUUCAAUUUCGAAUUGGAACCAACUAUUCUCUCGACUACUUUUUUCGCAAUCACAUUCACAACAUUAUUGCAUUCUUUUGCCGGAACCACUCAAUUGGUAGCUUCACAUGGGAAGAAAACGAAGAAAGUCUACUACCCGAAAAGUAAUUGAUGCAGAGCUGGAUAGAAUUAGUUGCUUACCGGGUCAUGUAAUAGAUCAGAUUCUGUCUUGCUUGCCAAUUAGGGAAGCAGUGAGAACAAGUGUUUUGUCCAGCCAAUGGAGGUACAAAUGGUACACACUACCAAAUCUUGUGUUUGAUAGACGUUGUGUCUCUGCUAGAGGUUCCCAAGACCCUUUAGAUAUUGAGAACAAGCUUUUGAAAAUUGUUGAUCAUGUACUUUUACUUCACUCUGGACCUAUCAACAAGUUCGAGUUCUCUGACUCUGGUCAGGAUUUCGUUGAAGGGAUUCCUGGGAAUGAAUUUGAUCGGUGGAUUGUUUAUCUAAUCGGAAGGUCUAUUAAAGAGCUUGUGCUGCAUGUUUUGGCAGAGGAUGAAAUCUAUAAGAUACCUUGGUGCUUAUUCUCCUGUCAAAGUUUGCAACGUUUAAAGUUGGCUUGUUGUUGGCUUAAACCUCCAACAACAUUUGAAGGCUUCAGGAACUUGAAAAGACUUGAACUACAUAACAUUUCAAUGGCUGAUGCUGCUUUUGAAAAAAUGAUAUCCGGCUGCCCUCUACUUGAAUAUUUGAGUUUGAUAGAACCUGAUGGUUUAACCCAAGUUAAUAUUCAUGCACCAAAUCUGAAGUUUUUUAGCCUCCUUGGUGACUUUGUGGAUUUUAGCUUUUACAACAGUUUCCAAUUAACUGAGCUAAGUUUGUUAUUCGACACUCAAAGCAAUCAAAGUAGAUUGAGGGGAUGCUCAAGCAAUUUGCUCAGUUAUUUUGCUCAUCUACCUCACUUACAACACCUUGACAUCAGUCACCAUUUUUUAAAGUAUUUGGCUGCAGGUGAUGUGCCAGUGCCAGUAAAGCUUCCUACUACUUUUGUCAAUUUAAGUUUUCUUUUCAUAUGUAUAAGGUUCAAUGACAUGAAGGAAGUUUUGGCUGCUCUUUGCUUGCUUAGAAGCUCACCUAAUCUACAAAGAUUAGAAAUAAUUGCAGAUUAUAAGGAGGCGGAUGUCCAUUUAACACUGGGCUCCUAUUGUUGGGAAGAUACCUUUUCAGGGCCAGCCAUGCCCAUCCAAGUUCGACAUGUGGGCAUAGGUGGCAUCGCUGGCAUCAAAUCUGAAUUAGAUUUUAUCAAAUUUCUUCUCAUGUAUUCUCCUAUGCUAGAAAAAAUGAUUGUGAAGCCUGUUGAAUACGCCAGAGCCGAUUUGUUGACCAAACUUGUUCGGUUCAGAAGAGCAUCUGUACAAGCCGAAGUUAUUUACGAAGGGAAAGACUCUUCAUAAUGCUUUAUAUCUUCCUCAUAUCAUCUUAUGUAUUAUAACUAUAGGUGGUUAUGACAUUUAAUCUUUUCUAAUGAUGUUGCAAAUUAUGAGUGAUUUAACAUUGAAAUUUCUUUUAUAUUUAUAGUA